This is a messenger RNA of Brugia malayi, 834 nucleotides long. It is a transcript of the gene Bma-cchl-1, whose product is annotated as cytochrome C-type heme lyase, putative. Bases 1 to 834 code for a protein of 277 amino acids. Gene Ontology annotation, cellular component: mitochondrion. The transcript has 7 exons. The record is from RefSeq and is a predicted model, not a curated record. NCBI's taxonomy places the organism in Eukaryota, Metazoa, Nematoda, Chromadorea, Rhabditida, Onchocercidae. Gene Ontology annotation, biological process: cytochrome c-heme linkage. Gene Ontology annotation, molecular function: holocytochrome-c synthase activity.
AUGGGUGGUCGGCAGUCAUCACAGGUGUCACAUGAAGUUGCUCAAUCAGAAGUUUCCAAAUUCAGUUGUCCAUACCAAUCGGCUAAGGAUCAAUCUGCUGACUCAAAAGAAAAAAAUAUGAUUAAAUCAAUGGCUUCCGAAUGUCCAAAGUAUCAAGAUAGGGAAAAGACUGAUGGACAAGGUGGAUGUACUUCAGGAUCUGAAUUUAAUGAGUUAAAUGCUAUGCCUCCACCUAAUCAAAAACCUGCUCCUGGCCAACCGUUUCCAUUAAGUACCGAACGACAACGAUCUACGAUUCCGAAGGCUACAGAGGAUGGUUAUUGGGAAUAUCCGUCAGAACAAAUGUUUUGGAAUGCUAUGCUAAGAAAAGGAUGGCAAUGGCGAGAUGACCAGAUUAGUGCAAAAGAUAUGAACAAAAUUAUCAAAAUCCACAACGCAAAUAAUGAGGAAGUAUGGCGUGAAAUUUUGAAGUGGGAAAUGCUUCUACAUCCUGAAUGCAAUUGUCCAAAGUUGAAAAAUUUCCAUGGCAAUGCGCAAAAGAUUUCUCCACGAGCUCGAGUGAGACAGUUGUUGGGGUACGGUUUACCUUUUGAUCGGCACGACUGGACAGUAGAUCGGUGUGGGCGAAAAGAUGUUCAUUAUAUAAUCGAUUUUUAUGAUGGUGGUGCAGUUGAUCCAAAAUCGAAAUUAUUCACUAUAUUAGAUGUUCGUCCAGCACUCACGGAUGUCGGAAAUGUGUGGGAUCGGAUGGUUGUUGCUUAUUGGCGUUUCAAAUUUGAAACACUGGGCCUUACUCCAAAAUUGCCUUUGUACGAGAAAAAGCAGAACCCAUAA